AUGUUCCAGAACAUCUGCGCCAUCCCGCUUGACCACGACCUGUUCACGCAGGUGGUUCAUCCGGAGGAGCCAAUUGUGUCUGUUGGCCUUUCUUCGGGCCAUGUGCAGACAUAUCGCCUGCCCGCAGGCGCAAGCGAAGACGGCGACGAGACGCUUGCUUCAGAAAACGGCUUUGGGCACAUUGAAACAGCCUGGAAGACGCGGCGACACAAGGGAAGCUGUCGAGCGCUGGCGUUCGCUGUCGAUGGCUCGCAAUUGUACUCGGCUGGCACAGAUGGAAUCGUAAAGGCAGCAGAUGCGACAACGGGUAAGGUUGUCGCGAAGAUUGCUGUCCCGCUCGACCCUAGCUCAAAUGCGAUUGACGCGCCAUCGCUCGUCCACGCGCUCUCACCGCAGACCCUCCUACUCGGGACCGACUCCUCAGCGCUCCAUCUCUAUGACCUUCGCGCGCUCGGUCCGCAAGCCAACCCCAAGCCCGAACAGACACAUCAUCCACACGACGACUACAUCUCGUCUCUUACUCCGCUGCCACCGAGCGCCGCGAGCACCAGCGGCUUCAGCAAGCAAUGGGUCAGCACGGGAGGCACCACACUGGCCGUCACAGAUCUGCGGCGGGGAGUCAUGGUACGGAGCGAGGAUCAAGAAGAGGAGCUGCUGUGCUCGGUCAUGGUCACAGGCCUCUCCAAGAAGGGCUCAAGUGUCGGUGAGAAGGUUGUUGUCGGAGGCGGUAACGGCGUCCUGACUCUCUGGGAACGGGGAGUGUGGGACGAUCAGGACGAACGCAUCACCGUUGAUAGGUCCCCCGGCGGAGGGGAGAGCAUAGACUCUAUGGUCCUCCUACCCCAGGGCGUUGGGCCUAGCGGCAAAAUAGUAGCCACGGGCUUGGGCAACGGUGCCUUGCGCUUCGUCAAGAUCGGAUCGAACCAGGUCAUUGCCGAACUAUCGCAUGAUGAGCUGGAGAAGGAGGCUGUGGUCGGUCUUGGCUUCGAUUCUACGGGCAGGAUGUACAGUGGAGGCGGCAGAAUGGUCAAGGUAUGGGGCGAGGCAAGCGUGUAUGGGCAGGAGGAGGAAAGCGAGGAGGAAGAGGAGGAGGCCGGGAACGGUGUCGCGGGGGACAAGCACUCGCGUGCUAGCGACGAUGAGGACAGCGAUGAAGAGAUGGAAGACAGCAGCGAUGAUGAACGCCCUUCGCAAAAGCGCAAGAAGAGGAGGAAGGGCAAGGGCGGGAAACAACAGCAGACCCAUGGCAUCCUGGGCUUCUCUGGACUCGACUGA
This is a messenger RNA of Paraphaeosphaeria sporulosa, 1275 nucleotides long. Its product is annotated as WD40 repeat-like protein. Bases 1 to 1275 code for a protein of 424 amino acids. The transcript is spliced from 2 exons. NCBI's taxonomy places the organism in Eukaryota, Fungi, Ascomycota, Dothideomycetes, Pleosporales, Didymosphaeriaceae. The record is from RefSeq and is a predicted model, not a curated record. Gene Ontology annotation, molecular function: protein binding.